AUGCGUGUAUUACGUGAUAUGAAUCUAUCAAAAUUAAUUGAUGAAGAUGAACCAUUAUUUUUAUCUUUAUUAGAAGAUCUUUUUCCUGAUAUUAAAUUAGAUAAAGAAAAAUAUGAUGAUUUACAAAAAGCUAUUCAAAACAAAAUUGAUGAAUAUGGUUUAAUUAAUUAUAAUGAAUGGAAUUUGAAAGUUAUUCAAUUAUAUGAAACACAAUGUGUUCGACAUGGUAUUAUGGUACUUGGACCAUCAGGAGCUGGAAAAACAAAAUGUUGUCAAAUUUUAAUGGGAGCAUUGACAAUUUUAGGUACGCAUACGGUAAGAUUGAAUAUUAUAGGUACAUCCAUCAGAAACAUACGACAAUUGACAAAGGUAUUGGUGCUAACGGCGAGAUGAACAUGGAUUUUGAAGAGCAUGUUGUGAUGAAUUUAUUGGUGAAAGAGACAGAUCUGUCGCUAUUGCGAAGAAAGUUAUUACCAUUUUAUUCAUUGAGUAAAAAGAAUGACCGAAAUUUUGGGAACCUGAGGAAAAGUAGUGGAGUUGUACAUUUUCUCAGGUAUUUUGACACAUUGUAUGAAGUUCAUAUCGUCUAGCAUUCCGUUAGAAAAUGGGCGCGGAUGAUUUUAAAUGAAAGAGCAUUGAAAAUAUUAUAUACGCAGUAAAAAAGUUUGUACUAUGCAGAAACUUUGAGAUAAUUGGCUUUGAUUAUCAGAGUUGUCUAGAUUUAUUCGAAUACUAGCAGAAGUAAUCGGCGUUGCCCGGGAAAGUUCACAGUUAAUAUAUGGAAACAAUACGCAGUUGUGUUUGAGAAGAUCUCAAAAGCCUAAUUAGUUGGCAGUAGAUAUACACAACUACUAUUUUUGCCUCCGUGCUGAUUUUGUUCUAAACUCUCAGACGUAUUCUGAGUCUCGAUUCCAUCUGAUCCCACCCUCAAAGACUAUAGAAUAACAUUGAAAGAUUGCUCUGAUGUGAGGAAUUCUUCGUCCUUUUUAUGUGUAGAUCGAGAAGACCUUGGUAGUUCAUAUAAAUUUGAUCGAUUUUCUAUAUUUCCAAAUACAUGUCGGAGCACACACUUAUCUCAAUCGGUUCUGAUCCCGAUUGGCUCUUGUUUUACCUGUUGAGAGUUUCAGUCCGGAUCCCGUAGUUGUUUGAUUCUAUAUUUAGAAGGAACCCAUUUGAGAGAUCAAUUUUCCGACAGACAUGCAAGGAAAACUCGCUUCUAUCAAACUCAACACAACUAUACAUCCACUUGAUCUAGAACUUCAGUUUUACAAUAUCUAUUGAACAGGAGAGUUACGACAGUAUAUCGUGCUUUACACUGCUGAAAACACACUGAAUUUUGAUUGGUUGCAACGAAACACAGACAAAAAGACCUUCGGGCAAAAGAUCUGUUAAGAACUUGUCUCAUAGAAAUCUACGACGGAUAAAAUCUUGAGCUUAGUAGAUCACUUAUUUGAAAUUCCUACCAGAGAUGAUCUCCAAAAUAUCAGUUUCUCUAAAACUCCAUGUGUGUUUGACAUGGCUCACCCAGUCAAGUCACCGGUCGUCCAGUAAGGUAUCGUGCUCGACAGAUUUCAGAUUUCUAAUGUCCUUCUUGCGAUCGUUCAGUGACACUCAUUUACCCAAAAACUUGAUGUCUGUUGAUUCUGCACAAAUCAUUAAGUUAUCGAGGUGAUUGGAGCCCAGAUUCGAAUUUAUCACAUCUAAAACCCCUGCCUCAUCAUUUUCUUUCAUUCUCAACGUUCUUUCAUUUAAAACUAUGCGCGCCCAUUUUUUGAAACAGAAUGCGAGGCGGUGUGAUUAUCAUACGAUAAGUCAGCGUAGCUAUAACAAGGCAAAAUUUCACUAUUUUUUCUAGAUGAGUAAAACAGCAAUAACAUUUUUUUUCACAAUAACUACAGGUCUACAACUUACACCAAUAAAUUUAACACAGCACGCUCUACAAGAUCCAUGUUAUCUCACCGC
Rotaria sordida is the source of this 1962-nucleotide messenger RNA. Lineage: Eukaryota; Metazoa; Rotifera; Eurotatoria; Philodinida; Philodinidae. The record is from the annotation of a GenBank genome assembly.